Venustampulla echinocandica is the source of this 1845-nucleotide messenger RNA. RefSeq lists its product as uncharacterized. Gene Ontology annotation, molecular function: transmembrane transporter activity. NCBI's taxonomy places the organism in Eukaryota, Fungi, Ascomycota, Leotiomycetes, Helotiales, Pleuroascaceae. The transcript has 11 exons. Gene Ontology annotation, biological process: transmembrane transport. The record is from RefSeq and is a predicted model, not a curated record. Bases 1 to 1845 code for a protein of 614 amino acids.
AUGGCCUUAGAAAAUAAAGCAGAGAAUGCACAGAUGAAGUUAGAAGAUAUCAGCCCUCAACCCCCAGUGUCUCCAUCGGCAGCGACACCAACCAAAGUCGAGCUCCUUGCCGAAGGAAUUGCCCUUGAAGCCACCCACUAUGUCGAGGCUGUUGGAUGGAAGUUUCUCGCCGAGCCUUACAUAAUCGGCUCACUUGCUGCGAUGUCCUUCGGCUUAUUUAGCGCCGCAUGGGGCUUUGCUCCUCCAGCAUCAGUUCUGAUCUGGAUCAACGCUGAUAUUGGAUCUGCGACCCAAUCCAACGGGUUCCUUUUUUCCGUUAUGCAGACCCUUGGGACCACUCUUGGCUAUAUGUUCGUUGGUCGUUUGUCUGAGGUAUAUGGUAGACGCUGGGUUAUGAUUGUCUUUACACUUUUUGGGCUAGUCGGAUGUAGGACUCCCCUUUCCACUCUCAGGAUCCUGCUUAUGUCUUUAGCAAUUGUUGCCGGAACAGCUCAGGACCUCAACACAUUUAUUGGAGCAAAUAUCCUUAUGGGCCUCGCAACUGGUGCUCAAUGCUGUUAUGCGUUCCUAGCUGGAGAACUCAUGCCUAAUAAGCACAAGAUGCUUGGUAUGGCCAUCGUCGUUCUCUUCUGUUUUCCUGGGACAGCCAUGGGCGCUUAUUUUGCACGAUCUCUUGUCGAACAUGCCUCGUGGAGAUGGAUUUACUACAUCUAUAUAAUUUCACAGACCCUCUCCCUUGCUCUUUAUAUCAUAUUUUACCACCCUAAGGAAGCCGCUCAAGCUUUUAAUAAGCGCGAGCAAACGAAGAAACUGGAUUUUAUCGGAAUAUUUCUCCUAGUUGCUGGCCUCGUCUUAUUUAUCCUCGGUAUCAUGACUGGUGGAUCUCCAUAUCCUUGGAUGUCUGCGCAUGUAAUCGGAAUGAUCGUAUCAGGAGGCCUUUGUCUUAUUGCUCUUUGUGUGUGGGAGCACUUUCAGGGAGAGAACGCGUUUUUUGCUGUUCACCUGUUCAAAGAUGUUCGAGGCUUUGGAAUGAACUGCAUCUGCUCAGCAGUAGGAGGAAUUUCAUACGUCGCCUUGAGCAUCAUCUGGCCAACUCAUGUCGCAUAUCUGUAUAGCAGCGGAUCAUCAUGGGAAACUGUGGCUGCUAUUUCUUGCACAGUUGGCUUCGGUCUCUGGGGAGGAAUGGUCUUCCUAGGACCUCUGUGGGGCCCUAUCGGACAUCCAAAGCUGACCUUGAUCAUCUCGAAAUUGUGGAUGACUGCCUUUAUCGGAGCUUUGGCUCAUUGUGGCCCUGAUAAUAAGACAUUCGCAAUUGUCUGCUCAUUCCUUGCUGCUCUGCCCAUCGGUUUUGUUGAGCAACAGACAGGAGCCAUCGCUCAGCUCGUGGUAGGUGAUAAAGACAUAGGUACAUCCUUUGGAACCAUGGGUUGCGUGAGAGUUGGCGUUGGCGCAAUCGGAACAGCGAUCGUGUUGGCCAUCCUGAAUGCAAAACUUCCUGUCGAACUUGAAGCUCAUAUCCUGCCAGCAGCCCUCAACGCUGGUCUCCCCGCAACUUCGGUAGCUGACCUUUUCCUCGCCGUAUUUUCAGCUUCCGAGACAGCGAUGGCUGCUGUUCCUGGAAUCAACAGCGAAAUAAUCGCUGCUGUAGGUAGAGCGCAGCUUGAAGGAUACGCAGCGGCCUUUCGUUACAUUUACUAUACAACUAUUCCAUUCGGGGUUGUGGCAAUCGCCUCUGCCAUCGCUCUGCGCCCAGUGGCCUAUUUACUCACUGACCAUGUGCCGAAAAUGGUCGAGAAUCCACAGGCAUAUCACGGCAAGCGAGACUUGGAGAAAUCUGUAGAUUGA